This is a messenger RNA of Lactuca sativa (garden lettuce), 876 nucleotides long. Its product is annotated as phosphoglycerate mutase-like protein AT74. Lineage: Eukaryota; Viridiplantae; Streptophyta; Magnoliopsida; Asterales; Asteraceae. Gene Ontology annotation, molecular function: catalytic activity. The record is from RefSeq and is a predicted model, not a curated record.
AUGACGAAACCUAGAGUGACAGAUCAAAUCAAAUUUCUUCCAAAGAGAAUAAUAUUAGUCCGCCAUGGCGAGAGUGAAGGUAAUAUCGAUGGCUCCGCCUAUUCCACCACCCCCGAUUACAAGAUCCCACUUACCAAACAAGGAAUGGAACAGGCAAAGCUCGCCGGAAGCCAAAUCCGAUGUGUAGUCUCUGACUCCGGCUCCACCAAUAAUUGGAAGGUUUACUUUUACGUAUCACCUUAUGCACGAUCCCGAUCGAGUCUACGUGAGAUUGGAAGAUCAUUUCCUAAGAAGAGUGUGAUCGGCGUUAGAGAGGAAUGUAGAAUCAGAGAACAGGAUUUUGGGAAUUUUCAGAUUACUGAGCGGAUGAAGAUUAUUAAGGAAACAAGAGAGAGAUUUGGUAGAUUCUUUUAUCGAAUGCCUGAAGGCGAAUCCGCUGCCGAUGUCUACGAUCGUGUUUCGAGUUUUCUCGAAUCUUUAUGGCGUGAUAUAGACAUGAACAGGCUUAACCAUGAUCCAUCUACAGAUCUAAACCUCAUAAUCGUGUCACAUGGGUUAGCUUCACGUGUGUUUCUCAUGAAAUGGUUCAAGUGGACAGUCGAACAGUUUGAGCACUUGAACAAUCUAAACAACUGUGAGUUUCGCAUACUGCAGUUGGGAGCCAAGGGCGAAUACAGCUUGGCUGUUUACCAUUCCGAUGAAGAGAUGCAAAAAUGGGGAUUAUCACCGGAGAUGAUAGCUGAUCAAAAAUGGCGAGCCAAUGCUACUAGUGGGGAGGGGAAUGAGAAAUGUCCAUGGUACCUUGACGUGUUCUUUGAUGGUCUAGGCGCCGACUCUGAUGAUGGUGACAAUGAUGAUCAAAAAGUUGUUUCAUGA